Actinia tenebrosa (Australian red waratah sea anemone) is the source of this 1566-nucleotide messenger RNA. RefSeq lists its product as uncharacterized. Gene Ontology annotation, biological process: tRNA N1-guanine methylation; mitochondrial tRNA methylation. Gene Ontology annotation, cellular component: mitochondrial matrix; cytoplasm. Lineage: Eukaryota; Metazoa; Cnidaria; Anthozoa; Actiniaria; Actiniidae. The record is from RefSeq and is a predicted model, not a curated record. Gene Ontology annotation, molecular function: tRNA (guanine(37)-N1)-methyltransferase activity.
ACAUGGCGGAUAUUUUGCUGAGCUUCUUUUAUGUAAUUGGGAAGUUCAGAUUCUACGGCUCUUCUUUAUUUUAAAGUUAAUGACCCUUCUCAGCCUUUGUGUUAUCAUUUGAAUCAACAAGAUGUCGGGAAUAGAAGAGUAUAAUAAUGAAAAUCUAAUCGUUACUCCUCCGGUCACUUCACGUGGUUGUCGGACGUUGAAUCGUGAGGACUUCACAAAAGUCUUUCGUCUUCCUGCCCUAAGAAUUGACGCCAAGAAGUGUUCUCUGUUCAUGAAGAGCUUUAGGAAAUUAUUAUUGAAUCGACCAAGACUCCGUAACAUCGUUCCAGAUCCAAGCAAUGAAAAUAACUCCAAGAAAUUAGUGUUACUUCGUCCUGGGGUUUUGUUAAACGAAGAAGAAAAAGAAUUCAUUUGCACUCAUAAUGCAGAUGAAACUGUGCAUGACUUGGUUCUUGAUUAUAAUUUCUGGACUUCAGAGCAAGUGUUGCGAGCAAUUCUACCCCCUGAGAUAUCUGAAGUUCCCUCCGCCUUUGAAACUAUUGGACAUAUUGCUCACGUGAACCUGAGGGAAAACCAACUUGAGUACAAGUCGGUCAUUGGACAAGUUUUGUUGGAUAAGAAUUCACCACAAAUAAAGACAGUUGUGAAUAAGACCAAUACCAUUGAUGAGACAUUUCGGUUUUUCAAAAUGGAGCUUCUUGCUGGAGAAGAUAACAUGAAUGCUACUGUAAAGGAAGAUGGCUGCAUUUUUGAAUUUGACUUUUCUCAAGUUUAUUGGAACUCUCGUUUGCAGACAGAGCACAAGAGGCUUGUGGAAAUUUUCUCGAAAACAGAUAUAAUCUGCGAUAUGUUUGCAGGUGUUGGUCCUUUUGCCAUUCCGGCUGCUAAAAAAGGAUGUUAUGUACAUGCAAAUGAUUUAAACCCAAGUUCCUAUGAAGCUUUGGUAAAAAAUGCAAAACUAAACAAAGUUGAAAAAAAUAUAAUAGCAUACAAUAUGGAUGGAAAAGAGUUUGUAAGAAAGAUGGUUGAAUCUUUGGCAGACAAGUCAGGUUCUGGAAAUCAGAUGUUUAACCAUGUCAUUAUGAACCUUCCUGCAAGUGCUGUACAAUUCUUAGAUGUCUUCAAAGGUUUAUUUAUUAAUUUCAAAGACAGAUUCAGAGUAGAUGACUCUUCAAAAUCACGUGUCAUCCUACCAAUGGUUCAUUGCUACUGUUUCUCCAAGUCUGAGGCUCCAGAACAGGAUGCGCAAUCCCAGGCUGAGGUGAUUCUUGGGGUCAAAAUGGGCAGUGAUUGUAAAGUGCACUAUGUAAGAGAUGUUGCACCAAAGAAAGCAAUGCUGUGUGUGUCAUUCAGGCUUCCUGCUUCAGUGGCAUUUUGUGAACAUGACCAAAAGCAGCGUGAUGAUAGUGAACCUCCUUCUAAACAAGCCAAGAUUGAAGAAGACAGCAAGAACUAGCUUAGUAACAAUCCAGUUUUUAAUUGAUUCUGUUUAUACAACUUUUUAAUAUGAUACUUUAACGGUAAUGCUGGGAAUUUUUGAAUAAAAGCGACAGAAAUUGAACCUUU